Messenger RNA from Emiliania huxleyi CCMP1516, 513 nucleotides. Its product is annotated as protein COQ10 B, mitochondrial precursor. Lineage: Eukaryota; Haptophyta; Isochrysidales; Noelaerhabdaceae. Gene Ontology annotation, molecular function: ubiquinone binding. Gene Ontology annotation, biological process: cellular respiration; ubiquinone biosynthetic process. The record is from RefSeq and is a predicted model, not a curated record. The transcript has a single exon. The annotation marks the transcript as partial.
AUGCUGCCGCGGCUGCACCUCCGCAGGUCGAUAUUUGGCGCCUCCGACUCCUGGCUGCCCAAGCCGCCCGCACGCUGCUUCGAGCGGGAGGAGGUUGUCGGGUGGGCUCCCGAAAUCCUGUUUGACAUCGUGGCCGACGUCGAGCUCUACUCGGAGUUUGUGCCUCUCUGCUCGGCGAGCCGCAUCGUGCGCAGGCACGGGCCGGACCGCUUCGAUGCGGUGCUCGGGAUUGGCUACCUCGGCCUCUCCGAGGAGUACACAUCUCGCGUGACACUCUCGCGUGGCACGUCGCCAGCGAUAGUUGUGGCCGAGGCGCUCGACGCGCGGCUCUUCACGCGGAUGCGCAGCGAGUGGACCUUCUCGCCCGCGUCGGCGGGCGGCUGCCGCCUCGCGCUGCGCGUCGACAUGCAGCUGCGAGCCCACUCACACGACCAGCUGCUCCGCUCGGUGAUGGGGACGUUUGCCGAGCAGCAGGUCUUCGCCUUCCGCCGCCGCUGUGCCGAGCUACACGGC